AUGGAGGCGGCGGCGGGGGGGGCCGGGGGUGGGGAGACCGCCCCCGGGGAGGAGGAGGACGGGGGCUCGCAGCAGCUGGAGCAGCUGGAGCGCCUCAUCACCAGCCUCGAGGCACGGCGAGCUGCGAGCUGCGACCUGAGCGACGGCUCCGUCACGCCCGCGUCUCCCCGCGCCCUCACGCCUUCCUCCGCGCCUUCCCGCAACAAUUUCUGGCGGGAGGUGUCGCCGCAGCUCUCCUACAUCGACGGCGGGAGCUCGUGCGGCGGCGGCAGCGGCUCGUAUGGGCGCAGCGUCUCGUGGAACCUUGGGGAACUGUGUGCAGACAACGCCCAUCCUGCACCCGUCACGCCCACACCCCAACACACCGGUCUGCACCACAACCCCGCCCACUCGCACGACCUUCGCUCCUCAGCCGACCCUCUCAAUCUCCCCAAUUACCGCCCGUAUCCAUCCCAGUACUCAAGGUUCCCGCGAAAUCCUACGCCUUCCUUGCCCGCCCUCGCGCCCAUCACCAAGUUCGCCUCGGACACCCUCUGCUCGCCCUCGCCCCCGCACGCGCCCGCCACCGCUCACUCGGUGGUGCAGGUGGAGAAGGGCGACAUCAAGACCAAAAUCCAGAAGAGGCUGAGCUUCGGCGACACUCUCGAUCUCCACACCAACAUCUACACACCGGCCGAGGACUGCCCGACCGCGAACGCCGGCCUUGACCCGUCGGCAGGAGCGGCCAAUGGGUGCGGGGGAUCGUCCACGUCCCUUGAGAGGAGGUGGAAGGAGGAGGAGGAGUGCAGUGGCGGAGGGAACGGCCCCCCUUUAGUGAGGCGAAAGUCCCUGGACACACAGAGUCAGUACUCCUAUUAUAUGGACAAGGAUCUGAGGUACUAUUUCCAGCACCCGUGGCUUCGCCUCAUUGUCGCUUACCUCGUCAUCUUUUGCAACUUUCUGCUCUUCGCCGAGGACCCUGUGUCUCACUCCCACGCAGAAUCGAACAUCCCCGUGGUUGGCAAUGUCUUCAGCUUCGUGUCUACCAAGUACCCGGACGAGUGGUUUUGGCGAAUGAUUAAAGUCGUGAUGUGGUUGAUCGCUAUAAUGUGCGGGAUGCUGGUUGGGAAAGUGCUCAUCCACGGGCUCAUCUUCAAGAGAGUUCUGAGACUCAAGAUGUUCAGGGACGAACAGGGUUCGUGGAUGACAAUGUUCCUGACGGUGAUCGUGUCGCUGUACAUGUUUUCAUACGUGUACAACCUCAUCCUGCUCAUUGGCCAUGACGAACACUGCAAGUGGCAGAUUGGGUCUGAUAUGGAUGUCACCAACGAGAGCAUGAUGAAGGCCGCUGCGACCUGCACAUGGCUGGGUGACCUCGUGACGGCUCUCAUGGUCACGGAUAUGAUGCUCCAGGAUAACCUGUAUCCUCACUGGGCCACGGGAUUCCGCAGGCUGUACAGGCUGUCUAAUGUUCCGCGAAUCCUCAUUUUCUGGUGUGGUUCGAUCGUCGUGGCGACCGUCGUCAUCUUCCUGAUCGUCUCAGAUUACAUCUCCUGGGACAAACUUAAUCAAGGAUUCGUUGAGACCACAGGGCGAACAAAAAUAAUAGAAAAUGGGGAGAAGCGGAAAGGGCGAUACAAGAUGGAGUGA
Molecule: messenger RNA, 1629 nt
Organism: Penaeus chinensis
Lineage: Eukaryota; Metazoa; Arthropoda; Malacostraca; Decapoda; Penaeidae
Exons: 6
Coding region: 1-1629 (542 amino acids)
Biological process (GO): intrinsic apoptotic signaling pathway in response to endoplasmic reticulum stress
Source: RefSeq, a predicted model, not a curated record